Molecule: messenger RNA, 844 nt
Organism: Fusarium verticillioides 7600
Lineage: Eukaryota; Fungi; Ascomycota; Sordariomycetes; Hypocreales; Nectriaceae
Exons: 1
Coding region: 1-654 (217 amino acids)
Source: RefSeq, a predicted model, not a curated record
AUGCCACCCCCCAAAGACUUUCACCAACGGCAAGGGCAUGCAGUGCUGCUUGUUAGGACUCAGUUCAGCAAGCCCAGGGCUUCAUCACAAGCAUCAUGUGGUGACGUCUCUGCCAGCUUUGAAUCACUUCUAAGCCGUGGUCAAAAGGGCAAUCUUGUCGCGGUUCUCUGUCGAGAUGUUGAUGAGCCUCAAUCGGAACCCGAGUCUGCACCUCAGACUCAGCCUCAGACUCAACCCAAACAGGAGCCCGAGCCUGAGAAAACCCAGCCCCUAGCUACAACAACGACCUCUGCUUCUUCUACCAAGGUCUUGAAGAAUAUCUUAAUUGAGACUGGCCACACUACUCGAGACGACAAGUCAGACGAUAGUCUAGAUGGACCACCCCUGUCUUCAGUGGACGAAGACCUUGCCACCAAGAGCACAGUUCUUGCAAUCGACACAGACCAGCCAACUGGCUCUCUUCCCAUGCCUGUUCCUCCUAGCAUGAUGACCUCUGUGACAAAGCCGAGUGCUGCUAGCCAAACAGCGGCGUCUGCCAGCGAGGAACCGACUCCUACGCCCACAACGGCUGGUGGUUCUGUUCAUACCCCUAGCUUUGGGUUCAUGUGUGCGUCUUUGGCCAUGUCUGCUAUUAUGUACAUGGUCGUCAACUAGAGAGUUGGCUGGUAAUUCAUUUCAAUUCUGAGGGGUGGGAUCACUGUACUUGUUUGACCGAGGGAGUUGGUGAAUUUCUGUAUCAACUUGAGAUACAAGUCAACGGAAGUGAGAGAAGCUCACGUAGUUAGGCAUUUAGAUAGCCGGAAAAUAACAGAAUACCCUUCAAGAUCGAAUUUGUUAAUACUGG